AUGAGGGGCCUCCUAGUGAAGCCCUUGCGUACACCAGACCUGCAGCGCAAGCGGCAGCAGCAGCAGCAGCAACAACAACAGCAGCAGCAGCAGGGUCGAACUCUGAGCUUGAAGCAGCAGAUCGAGCAGCAGCAUCAGCAGCAACUUAUCCCUUGGAGCAGCAGUCAGCCUCUCAGCGCUUCUCUGAAUCGCGGCUUCAACUCCACACCCGGAAGCAGCAACAGCAGCAACAGCAACAGCAACAGCAGCAACAGCAAUAACAACGCGAGGCCCUUUCAAGGGGGAUUGAUCUCCUCCCCCUCCCCCUCGAAUGCGGGGCCCCCUCCCGACUGCGUGCCUUUUGAAGACGUGGCGCAGCAGCUUCUGCAGAGAGGUGGUGCGGUUCGACGAUUGCGUUUCGGAGGUCUGAGAUCUUCUCGCGGUUUAUUUGUUGGGAAAUUUCCAGAGAGUUUGAAGGCGUGGAAGCUGCCGCUUUCUAUUACUAGGGAUUUGCCUGCACUACCAGAAACAGCAGAGCCGCAUGUCGUCGCUGCAGCAGCAGCAGCAGCACCGUGGCGUCUCCGGGACUCAUCCGAUGUGCUGCAGCCCGAACAGCAGCAGCAAGAAGAGCAGCAACAGCAGCAGCAGCAGCAGCAGCAGCAGCAGCAACAACAACAACAGCAGUCUCCUCCCCCCACCCCGGCGCGGCGGCCGCAGCAGAAGACAUUUAUAUCUCGGAAGAACGACGUGGAUGCCUCUUGCUUCUUUCUGCUAGUUGAAAACCAGGGCUCUCUGGAUUUGCUGCCUGUCUCCGAGUGGCUAACAUUUGAACGCGCUGCUGCAGUGCAGCAAUCCACUCCAGAAGAGUUAGAGUCGAGGUCUCGCGCGCAAGCCUCUCUAGAUGCAAUGCUUACGCGUCGUGCUGUGGGGCUGCGGCGAGGCAGCGACAGCGAAGAUGACAGCAAGAGGCCCAAAGCAGCAGCAGCAGCAGCAGCGGGAGUACUUGAAGAUGAACUCGGGCUUGAAAGACAGAAAAAGAAGAGACUAAAGAGUUUCCUCAAAGACAAAAGAGGUGGAAAGGGAGCGGCCAACGAAUACAUCGACUCCGCUUUGAGCAUUGGGAAUCUGCGGCAGGAGGCGGUGAGCUGGGACUUCGAAGACGGAGAGCGGAGCGAUGAUGAGGGUGGAGAAGCGCCGCAAGAAGCAAAAGAAAAUGCUGCUGCUGAAGCAGUUGAAGCAGACCCUGUAGAAGAAGAAACUGAUGAAGACCCAGAAGACCCUCUCACCUCCUUUGGACAGAAAAUGAAGAAUUUGUUGGAGAAGGCGAGGGAUGAAGAGGCGGACGCAGAGCUGCACCAGUAUGACUCGGAAGACGACGACGAAGAGGGCGCUGAGGAGAAAGCACAAGACGGGCAGACAGGGGGCCCUGGGGCCCCUGGGGCCCUCUCUUCAGACUCCCGAAUGGCUGCUGCUGCAGUGUCGAGGGGCCCCCAGGGGGGUGGGCCCCAGCAGCAAGAAGCAGCAGCAGGCAGCGCGCAGCAGCAAAUAGAGACGCAGGAAACGCUGGAGGCAAAGGUGGUUCGUGUUAUGCAGCAGCACAUGGGAAGAAUGGCGGUGAAGGACUUCAUGAGCGCAUUUAAAGUCAAGGAGAAGAACGACGACUUCAAGCGUAUUCAAGCGGUGGUGCACAAAGUCUGCAAGAUGGAGGCGACGGAAGACAAACAAAAAUUUAUUAUUCUCAAGCCCGAGUUCAGAUUAUAA
Eimeria acervulina is the source of this 1740-nucleotide messenger RNA. RefSeq lists its product as hypothetical. NCBI's taxonomy places the organism in Eukaryota, Apicomplexa, Conoidasida, Eucoccidiorida, Eimeriidae. Gene Ontology annotation, biological process: response to starvation. The record is from RefSeq and is a predicted model, not a curated record. Gene Ontology annotation, cellular component: nucleus. The transcript is spliced from 11 exons. Gene Ontology annotation, molecular function: DNA-binding transcription factor activity, RNA polymerase II-specific; cis-regulatory region sequence-specific DNA binding. The coding region runs from base 1 to 1740 and encodes 579 amino acids.